Molecule: messenger RNA, 273 nt
Organism: Penicillium canescens
Lineage: Eukaryota; Fungi; Ascomycota; Eurotiomycetes; Eurotiales; Aspergillaceae
Exons: 1
Coding region: 1-273 (90 amino acids)
Source: RefSeq, a predicted model, not a curated record
AUGAGCACUGUCAUUACUCCCAAAUCGAAAGGACGGUUCUACGCUCGGCUUGUGGUGUCGGCCCACGUCCGUUCUAGUGCACGCUCCCUUGGGUUCACUGACCACCAUCUUGAACAUGUGAUUGUCGAUUCUGAUUGUGUGAAGACCGUGGCUAAGAAGAAGACCGAGUCCAAGGAUAUCAACACCAAGGGUGUCGACCCCAACGAUCUCAAGAUCGAGAUCAAGACGGAGGCUGCUAUUGAGAGAGAGCAGAGCAUGAGCCUGGAGGGAUGA